AACAGCUUCCAAAUCCCUUCAAUUCAUCUCUCUGCACUUCACGCUGAAGUCGCCUCCCUCCUCUCUCAACAUGACUCAGUUGAAUAUUCCCUCUUUACUCCAUUAAAUGUUGUGAGAACAUCUUGCAAUUUUUUUCGAAAGAAAUCUCAGAAUGGAGUUGGAUGAACUGGAUUGCACCUAUAGUCAUGUUCCAACCGGGUAUGUUAGUGAUAUAGAAGAUGAUAAUGAAAGUGAUUUGCAAGAACUCAGUGAUGAUGAGCAAAGUGAUGAUGAGCAAACUGGGGGGAAGAAGGCUCUGCAGAAGGUAAUGAAAUUCUCAAUGACAGAAAUAGUGAUGGGGUGCAAGAAAGAGGAGAAAUACAUUUUAAGCUAGGUAUGACAUUUGGUAAUGCAAAAGAAGCUAGAAGUGCUAUAGCUAACUACUCUGUUGCAGCGGGGAUUAAAUUCAAAAUAGACCGGAAUGAACCUCAAAGAACUAGGACUGCAUAUAGUUCAACCAAACCUGCAUCUGUUAAGCCUAAAUCCGUAUCUGUAGUUUCAGCCCUAAGGGUCAUCAUGCGACCUCUUCUGCAAAUGCAAGUGAAUCUUUGAGCAUACCUAGUUCUUACACACCAGUGGAAUCAAUGGGAUAUGGCUGUUUUGUGGAUGAAAAUAUGGGCAGAACGGUGCUCAAUCCUGGAAUGGAAUCCGAGAGAAUUACUGUAGGUGGUUCGUCACAAAUGGAGAUCGAUCCUGAUGCUCAGACCAAAAUGGCGAUACCGUGUGAAAGAACAUUACGAAAAAAAAUCCCUUUUAAAAGAGCAAGUGAAAUCACAAGGAAUAUUCGAUUUUAUGGAGAUGGAUAUGACGUUAGGGAACCAUCAUCACUACCUUUUCAGCCUUCUGGUUUGAAUUGGGGAGGAAAUCCGGCAAUUACAUCAAGACAACUUGAAACACAACGAGAUAUAAUUGCCAACGAGCAUGCUGGAUGGGGAGACAUUUUCCACGGAUAAUGUAGUUUUAAAGGCUGGAUUAUUUCUUUUGCACCAACUGAGCAUAUUGAUGCUAUAGUUUUGUAUCAAUCAUUAUUCCCGAGAUGAUUUAGAACAUACUUAUAAUACUCUUUUUCAUAAAGGUGGUAUUUGUUUUUUGGGGCUGACAGAAGUUCUCUUUUUUAUGAUAAAGGUGGUAUUUGUUUUUUGGGGCCAACGAAUGUUCUUAUGGAUGAAUAUAUGUGUUGAUUUUAGAAUUAAA
Cuscuta epithymum is the source of this 1233-nucleotide messenger RNA. The record is from the annotation of a GenBank genome assembly. Lineage: Eukaryota; Viridiplantae; Streptophyta; Magnoliopsida; Solanales; Convolvulaceae.